CCGCUCUUCUCCUCCUUCAUGUUUUGGAGCUCCUCGAGGGGGAUUGGCUGGGGGCGAGCAGCAGCGCUCGCCGGGGAUCGCCGCUUCCCCGCUACAUGCCGGUGCCCCCCCCCGCCCCGCGGGGCUGUGAGCGGGACCCCGCGGGGGGCAGCGCGCCGAGUUCCUCAGGAGCGGCGCGCGCGGGGCCGGGCAUGGGGGAUUUCGCGGCCCCGGCCGCCAACGGCAGCAGCGUCUGCAUCAACGCCGGCCUCGGCGGAGGGCUCGCCGGGGCCGGGGCCGCCGGCGGCGGCGGCGUCCCCAAGCACAGCACGGUGGUGGAGCGGCUGCGGCAGCGCAUCGAGGGCUGCCGGCGGCACCAUGUCAGCUGUGAAAGCCGCUACCAGCAGGCGCAGGCGGAGCAGCUGGAGCUGGAGCGCAGGGACACCGUGAGCCUCUACCAGAGGACGCUGGAGCAACGGGCCAAGAAGACGGGCGCGGGUGGCAAGCAGCCGCCGCCGAGCAAGCAGCCGCAGGACGCCGAGCCCGCCGCGGCCGAGCAGCGCAACCACACGCUGAUCAUGCUUCAAGAGACUGUCAAAAGGAAGUUGGAAGGCGCACGAUCACCUCUGAAUGGAGAGCAGCAGAAUGGAGUUUGCGAUGGCAGCUUUUCUCCAACCAGCAAGCGGAUACGGAAAGAUGUACCAGGCAUCGAGGCGAUCAACAGCUUGCCCAAUAACUUGCCUUUGCCUGCCGUUUCUCCUCUUCACCAGCUUGACAUGAAAGCAUCCUUGCCCCUGCAGAACAGUGGAACUCAUGGCAGUGGGCUAGAGGACUUGGGUAAAAAUGGUGGGCUUUCAGAGAUAAAGCUCCCUGUUAAUGGGUGCAGUGAGUUAGACGAUGGUUUUAAUGUCCUGCAGAACAAGGAACUAAAGCAAGAGCCUUUGGACGAUCCUACCUGCAUAGACACUUCGGAGACAUCCCUUUCAAAUCAGAACAAACUCUUCUCAGACAUCAAUCUGAACGAUCAAGAGUGGCAGGAGCUAAUAGAUGAACUAGCAAACACCGUUCCGGAAGAUGACAUACAAGAUUUGUUCAAUGAAGACUUCGAAGAGAAGAAAGAGCCAGACCUUACGAGGCCUGCCGCAGAGACUCAAGAGAGUGCAAGCGUCAAAAGCGAUCCAUCUCAUUCCCCAUUUGCUCAUGUUCCAUUAGGAUCUCCCCAGGUGAGGCCGUCUUCCUCUGGUCCUCCAUUCUCAAAUGUUUCCACAGCCUCUAGCGUGACUUCUGUAUCCAGUGCUCCACCAGCUCCAAUCCCUGCAGGCUCACCAGCAAACUGUGUUGUUCAGUCGCCUCAGACUCCCAACCAGGCCCAUACUCCAGGCCAAACUCAGACACGAUCUGGAAACGGGUAUCUUAUGAACCCAGCAGCAGCAGCAGUGGCGGGAUCAGGGCCUGGACCGGUGAAUCUACCGAGUGCUGACUUGUCUCCAGCUGAACAGCUCAAGCAAAUGGCCGCACAGCAGCAGCAAAGAGCUAAGCUCAUGCAGCAGAAGCAGCAGCAGCAUCCAAAUCAAGCCUCAAGCUGGUCACCUGUGGGCCCUCCAUCUAGUCCGUACGGAGGGCCUUUCAGUGCAGAGAAACCAAAUAGUCCAAUGAUGUAUCCCCAAGCCUUUAACAACCAAAACCCAAUAGUGCCUCCUAUGGCAAACAAUCCACAGAAGACCACGAUGAAUAACUACCUCCCUCAGAAUCACAUGAAUAUGAUCAAUCAGCAGCCAAAUAACCUGGGCACAAACUCUUUAAGCAAACAGCCUAAUAUGCUUUCUUAUGGCAACACCAAACCUCUGACCCACUUCAGUGCUGAGCUGAGCCAGAGGAUGACCCCACCAAUGGCAAAUCCCAGCAAAAACCCCAUGAUGCCAUACAUACAGCAGCAGCAGUCCCAGCAGCCACAGAUGCAAGCUCAGAUGGGACACCUGAGUGAGGAACAGAAACGCAUGCUCAUCAUGAAGCAGAAAGGAAUGAUGAACCAGCCCAUGGCAUAUGCAACACUUCCUUCCCUUGGUCAGGAGCAGCACCAGGUGGGACUGUCCCGGAGCACAGCACCUAUGCAGCCCUCUGUCCCACCAGGAGCCAGCAGCGUGGUCACAGGCACGAGCUCAGGGGGGGCCUUCCUGGGCAACCAGCCGCAAGCGGCCAUCAUGAAGCAGAUGCUGAUCGAGCAGAGAGCCCAGCUGCACGUGAUAGAGCAGCAGAAGCAGCAGUUCCUAAGAGAGCAGAGGCAGCAACAGCAGCAGAUCUUAGCAGAGCAGCAGUUGCAGCAGCAGUCACAUUUGCCUCGGCAGCAUCUGCAGCAACAGCGGAGCCCAUAUCCAGUGCCACAGGUCAAUCAGUUCCAAGGUUCUCCCCAGGAUAUAGCAGCUGCAAGAAACCAAGCAGCGCUCCAGAGCAUGAGGACGUCCCGAAUGAUGGCCCAGAGCGCGAGCAUGAUGGCAAUGGGUCCCUCCCAGAACCCGAGCACGCUGCCCACCACGGUGGGCCAGUCAGACCUGGGCAUGGCUCCUUACAGCAACGCCUCCUCCAGCCAGCCGGGAAUGUACAGCAUGAGCACAGGGAUGAGCCAAAUGUUGCAGCACCCAAACCAAAGCAGCAUGAACAUGGCACAUAACGCAGGCCAGGGAACGAGGCAGACUGCCUCUGGACAAGUGGUGGGAAUGGUCAGCAGUUUUGGUCAGAACAUGCUGGUAAACUCUGCUCUUCCCCAGCAUCAACAGCAGAUGAAAGGAGCAGUGGGCCAGGUCUUACCCAGGCCGCAAGCACCACGGCUUCAGAGCCUGAUGGGAACCGUCCCUCAGGGAACGCAGAACUGGCAGCAGCGAGGCUUACAAGGUAUACCCGGAAGGACUAGCGGCGAAAUUGGGCCUUUCAAUAACGGCACAGCGUAUCCAAUGCAGUCUGGGCAGCCUCGGCUGCCCAAGCAGCAUUUCCCACAGGGACUUAACCAGACAGUUGUGGACACGAGCGGAACAGUGAGAGCCCUGAACCCGGCAAUGGGGAGACAGUUGCUGCAGCCGCUGCCCGGGCAGCAGGGAACCAGCCAGGCCAGGCCGAUGGUGAUGCCUGCAAUAAGCCAGGGGGUCCCCACCAUGUCUGGUUUUAGCCAGCCUUCCGCGCAGCAGAUGCCAGGUGGUAGCUUUGCUCCGAGCAGCCAAGGCCAGGCCUAUGAGAGGAAUCCCACUCAGGACAUAUCUUACAGCUACAGUAACGAAGGAGCUGGGGGCUCGUUCUCCAGUUUAGCAGAGGGCGCAGACCUCGUGGACUCCAUCGUCAAGAGCGGACCAGGGGAUGAGUGGAUACAAGAACUCGAUGAGUUGUUCGGAAACCCCCAGUGAAUGGGCUUGUAUAGUCUGGAGUUUGGGUUGUUCCGUUUGAAGAAAUCAAAGAGAGGGUUGGAUGUGCUCCCCAUCCUCGGAUCGUUGGGGUUUUUUGUUUGAAUUGGUUUGGGUUCUUCCGUUUGUUUUCUUUUGUAUUUAAUCGUGCAAAUCGAGCUGAUCUGUAGCCAACUUGGGAAGGUUCGGGUGAUGCUGAGACAUUGGUAUCACAAGACUUCCACAGGCAGUCUCCACUGCGUGGCAGCACCUGCUGCGUGGGUGCAGGGCAGGAUGGGGAAACUGGAAAAGCCAGCUGAUGCCUCUGAAAGGGAACGGGGUGGUCUUUCUCUGCUGAAAUGAGGUUUCCUUGCACAGCAGUAUGGGCUAGCCCCGAUGUGUCCCACCUCACGUAACUGAGAAGGCUGCGGCUUUCAGGGUAGCAGAUGGAAGCCCGAAGAAGCCCACCGAUGACCACGCACAACCAGCCUUGGUGUCGGCAGGCCUCAGCGAACCAUGGCCAGGCUCUGGACUGCUGCGAGGGGCGUACAUGUGACAAACCUAAACAGUCACAGAGGGGUCACCAUUUUCACCGCAGAGUGAUAAAAAUCCAGUAGGAGUGUAACAGAACGUGAACGUGGUUGCACAGUGAGGACAGUUUGGUUACUGGACCACUGCUGGAGAUGGCUUUAGAGAGCGGGUUGUGUAAGGAGCUAUUUAGUCCCCAAGGGACUUGCAGUAGUGCUUCCCUGUCAGAGCACUUUGCGUGCCCAGGUUGCAGAACAGAGCUGAGAGAGAUGCUAGAGGCUUCAAGGCACCAGGGGACACCAGCGAAAGUCCUGAGGAGGUCCCUGUCUCUCCUCCCUCCCCGGUAUGUUUUCAUACGUCCCCCUCCCAUCUGUCAGUGUAAAAGAAACUGAAGUCACUGCGCUUUUCUUCACAAAGGGGCAGGAAGGGGAUCAGAAGGCAGGAAGGAGAAGAUGUGCGGGGAGGGUCUGGCAAGCAGGAACGAGUUCCUCCUCUCAUAUUGCAAAACGCUGGCUUAGCAGGUUGGCGUGCAUGGGCUCUCAACCUGACAUUUAGUGCCACCUGGUCUUCUGUUUUAAGCAAGCGGUGGUCUAACCUCCUUUGUUUGCUGGAAUAACAUUCACUGCAGUAUUUGAAAAAUGGGAGCCAAGGAAGGACUACAGUGAAGAGCAUGAAUGAAUGGCUAAAAUAGCGGAUUUAGGCAUCAAAAACAUCGAGUCUGCCUAAAUAUGCUUUUAGGUAACAGUGACGUAUCACCGUCUCCGCUGUCUAUUUCCACUGUGUGGACCGGUGCCGAGAGCACUGCAGUGAAGGGGUGAUCCGUCUUCCACAGAGACGCUGGCCAUUCUGAUUGCCUGAUGCAGCCGGGGCCCGAGCCAAGGAGAGCUGCCCUCCAAAACCUGCCACCUCCUCAGCUGAGAGCUGCCCACUGGGGUGGGUCACGCUUACCCCAUUCUGAAGCACAGCACGAGGUCUUAUUCCGGUCGCUGGCAAAGGUGGCAGAGGUUUGUCUGUCCGCUGCUGCAGCAGGAGCCGGGUCAGGCCUCAGUGCAGAGAGCGAGAGCAGCAGCCAAAGUUCUCAGCUCACAGCCACGCCGCGGGCAGACGACUCUUGUGGGGACGAGCGUGAGGGAAGGGACAGCCCACAGUGGCAGCACCCUGAGGGACAGGGGCAAGGGAGCAGCGUGGGGGCACAGGCGGGCCACUGGGAAGAGCAGCUCUGCGUGUGGACGGUGGCCAGCAGCGAGCUGUUGUCUUUGCAAAGCUUCCUCCAAAUACUCCGUACUGGGACCAAGUACUAGACGUAGAUUUUAAUAGAUUUGAGGUUUUUUGGUUGGUUUUUUUUUUUCCUCCUUACUAUGGUGCUGAUGUAUAUGUAAUAUUAAAAAAAAAAAAAAAAAAGUUAUUUGUAAAUAUGUUUUUACAAUUCUACAGAUAUCACUGGGUCUACUAUCUGUAAAAUAUAUACAUAUAAAAAUAUAUAUAUAUACUGUUUGUUUAAAAUAGAGUAUUUUUAUUUCAUUCCUUAACUCAUCCUUACUGCAGUGGUAUUGCACUUCAGAUGAUGUCUGAUUACUAAUUUGUACUGUAUCCCUGAUGGCAACUUGCUCCAUUUUAUUCAGAUUUUUCUAGUUUUCUGUUUUUACUUUGUACAUUAAGCAUUGCUUAUUUCCUUUUAAGACCUGUACAGAGCUCUGAAAAUGUAGAAAAAAGCUGAUGUUAACAUACCACUUUUAAAGAAAAAAAGAAAAGAAAAAAAAAAAAAACCACCAAGCAAACGAAUAAAAUAAAAGAUGGUUAUCUGAGUCCUAUGCAAGGCUGGUCUGUGAGAUCACCUCUCAGCCCUCUGCUCCUGCGGCGCUCCCGUGACGCUGCCCCAGAUGUCGGUUACCAGGCAGGCAGCAAGCACAGGUGAGUGCAGUGAGCUGCUGGGGGCUGGCAGCUCAGCUGUGUGCUAUUGAGGCCCUUCUGUCCCUUUCAUAAGAGCAAGGAAGGCUCUCCUUACUUCCAGGUGUUGUGAGACAAGGUUUCUUGUACUCUGUACUGGAGCGGUUGCUACAGGUGAGCUGGUCCUUCAUUAUGCCACCGCCAGAGGCAGCAUCUCUCGGUCUCAGUGACCGCUGCGUGCAGGAAGGAAGUGCUUUUGGGGAGGACAUGGGGUGAAAGGUGUUGGAGUGCUGCAGCUGUGCUCUGGAGAGGUGAAAUGGGAGGGAAGGAGAGAGACGUGGGGUUGGAUGUAGGAGGUAGAAAGAUGAGUUGGGGAAGCGAGGGAAAGGCGUGUUCACAGCAGCUCCCCAACCUGCUGCUCCACUGUGAGGUUUUGUGGUCAGAAACCCUUUGGGGAGUGCAGCUUACAGAAGCCCUGUGUGUUUGAGCUGCCGAUGUGGCUUGGUCCAAGUACAGACCUUAAGGUGAGUUGCCCUCUUCUCCUCAUGUCAGUCCGGUGCUAUGGUAAAUGCAGCUCUGAGCAGCUGAGGCCGCGUGUAUCCCACACUAUUACAGCUUGUGCUACUAUAUGGCACUUGGCAGCCUUACAUCCACCUUUUUUGGCACAUGUAUCUGUCCUUGUGUUGCCUCUUCCUUCCCCUGGGGUAGAUGGGGAAGGGGUAGCUAUCCAUAAGCAUGCCAGUGCAUUUCAACAGGUAAGCUUAGUGCAGAAUAAUUUCAGAAGCAAGGACCUACAUGAACAUUACUAGUAGCCUUUGGGUCUCCUCUAUUACAUGUUUCAAGCCUGAUGUGUGAUUGAGACACCUGCCUUCUUUUUCUUGCUGCCCACGACUGCCUCAAGGCAUGACUGGCAGGUAGAUUUGCUGUCCUUUUGCCUGUCAGAGGGAAGCUGUGGAAGAAUUCCCAGUGACUUCUGUGGCUGUUGUCUCUGUUCUGCUUUUUCCCUGGAACCACGUGCCAGAGAAUUGCCUUUUCUACAACUGUGCCAGCUCUCGCCUGCUCACCCCCGUGAUCUGUACUUUGAGCUCAGCAGCUGCUAUUGCCCUCAAGUCCCACCCCCGUGUACACAUUUCAUUUUAUUAUUUCAACUGCCCCAUCCCCUGUCACCACUUGCAGCCACUAAGGCAUGCCUUUAAGUCACGUUACAGCAUCUGGGAGGGACAAACUUCUGCACAUGCACUGCGUCCCCCUUUUUUGUGUGAAAGGUGCCGAUGAACCCAAGCCAAUGCUCGCUAGUACUCAGGUUGCCAACCCGAGUGGACUUCUAGGAAGACAGUACGUGUUCAUUAUGUAGACUUGACUGAGCAGAGCUAUCAACAUGCAGUUUGGCCGAACUGUGCACCAGGCACAGCAGAGAGGACUUCUGCCUGCUGGCUCUAGCAUGAAUGCAUCCAGCAUUGCCAAAGUCCUUUGAAUUACCACGAUCUACCAAAACAGUCAGUCAUGGUCUUCACUUCUCUGUAGUUCCAGAGCAUUAGAGCGGCCCGUCGUGCAGGAUGGCUGCUGCUGCUGGGAGUGAAGAAGAGUGAAGGAAGGCUUCUGAGGCAUCGACAAAGCCAGAGGAUGCUGGCUGGUGACCAAACAAGCCCAACUAGGUUCUAGCAAGCGUGGUCCUGGGAAGCUGUGGAAUGUCAAUGAAAAUGGAGGGGCAUACAUUGCGAUAGAAAGCUGAAGAUGACACACCUGUGUUCUGUCAAACAUGGAAAGAACUAAGCAGUGUUGCACUGAUCCGCGCAGAGACAGGCCAAAGAGGAGCCUACCCAACGAUCUGCAAGACAGUGCUUGGACAGAACAGCUGAAAAAGACAGCUGGGAAGACAGGGGCGGAGUUUGUCGGGGCUGGAAGCAGAAGGCUCUGUAUUUGUAGUCACAUCUGACAACACCUUCAGAGAAGCAGCACAGUUCCCAGUUCUCAGUGGCUGCUCCCAGAAGCACAUAUGGUUCCCAGAACUGAUGACUGGUACCAUGAGUCAUGUUGCAGUGGGAAGCUACAGGUUAUCACUGCGCAUCCCGCGGAGAGAACAUCCCAAAAUUGGAAGCAGAUGGGAACCCGUCUUCUUGUAAACUGAUGCCAGAAAGUUUCUGGUUAGAGUCGUGCUUUGUUCGGCACACAAGCGCAGCAUCAUCUGUGUGCCUCCGCUUGGCCUCCUCCCGGCCUGACACAGCAACUUACGUAACUGAAAUCACAGCCUCUGAGCAGCCCACUGCCAUGGCUGGAGGGAGCAGCACUAAGUGAUACGGCCGCACCCAGCACGCAUCCAACAAGCUCCUUACAGUAAUGCAUCUGUUCCCCACAGCCCUCUCUGACAUGAGGCACUUUCAGCCACUCAUCGUGGCUUCGAUAGCCCUCGGUCAGUGCUGCAGAUUCACCUUCACUUUCAGAUGAGUACAUCCAUAUUGACGAUGGCUUUGUAGGUACAAUAUGUACAAAUUUAAUCACAGCACGUUCUUGUGUUUAUGAAGAACCAGACUCCUCCAAUGAUGCCCUGCCCCUAUCUCUGCAGGCACCCAGUAGCACGCUUACAGAUGCGAACCACCACUUCCCAAUCCCCAGUCUCCCCAGCCAAAAACAGGACUGCUGUUGGCCUCCAGAAGGACUCCAGCUGGAUUUCACUGCUCUCCUGCAAGGACCGUUAGACUGUUCAGGCUUGCAAAUGGCCCCUCUCUGGGAAACCACACUGUGGGGAAAGUACCAAAUGCCAAACCCUACUCAGUGGAAUUACAUGAGAAUCCACUAUGUGGAGCCAGCCACUAAUGAUUUGGCCGACGAGAAAAGUGGAUUUGAAUGAGCUCGUCACCAAAACUUCAGGGGGAAUUCUGUCCGUGCUGAUGAGCAGCUGUGAAAAACACCAUUCAACUGUGCAGCAGUGCCCAACUUCUGGUUUUUCUCGGCUUCACUGAUCCCCUCCCCAGAAUGCAGAAGGGAAGCAUUAGGAGCGGAGAUGGGAAGAGCCCAUCCAAAGCUCCUGGCGAGC
Lagopus muta (rock ptarmigan) is the source of this 8796-nucleotide messenger RNA. RefSeq names its product mastermind like transcriptional coactivator 3 (gene MAML3). The record is from RefSeq and is a predicted model, not a curated record. Gene Ontology annotation, molecular function: transcription coactivator activity. The coding region runs from base 96 to 3371 and encodes 1091 amino acids. The transcript is spliced from 9 exons. NCBI's taxonomy places the organism in Eukaryota, Metazoa, Chordata, Aves, Galliformes, Phasianidae. Gene Ontology annotation, cellular component: nuclear speck; nucleoplasm. Gene Ontology annotation, biological process: Notch signaling pathway; positive regulation of transcription of Notch receptor target.